AUGGAAUUUUCCGAUUGGAUUUUGUUUUUUGCCAUCUGCGUUUUUUCCGCUUCCUCACAUUACAGCACCGAAGAACAUCGCUUCGAAGCUCUGUUGAAAAUUAACUCCUUUGACUGCUGGAAUAAUGGCAAAAACAAGUACAUGUUUCCAGCACCAGAAUUCACUGUUGGCGAUGAAGAAAAUUUGAGUUUCAAUGACUGCGGCCGGUGGAACAAUAGCAAAAUUGACCGCAUCGCUCCGUGGACGGUUUUCAUCACAUUUGGAAAUGGUUAUUUACCGAGUAUUCUUAUAUCUGAUCAAACAGUCCUUUCAUAUCGUAUUGAUCCAUUUUACAACGCAGUUGCCAAAGGAAAAAAAUUGAAGGUAUUUGGCGGUGGUUGUGCUGAUAAAAGAGAUUUGGUCAAUUGUUUUCAUAGACGAGGCUUGUUAAGUCAAAAGGUUCUCGAUUUUAAGGAAGUUUUUGUGCAGAACGGACAAUUUUUUCGAGAAUCAAUCUACAUAUGGCGGAUAGAAAAAGUGAAACUCACGCCGAAAUUACAGCCUGCUUGCUUAUGGAACCAAGACAAUCAGAACGAUGACUUGGAAUAUUUUUAUUCCGACAAUUGGAGGCUUCAAGCAAUUACGCAAGCAGAUUUUCUAGCGGAGAACAGUUGUUACAAUGAAAGACGUGUUGAAAAAUGGCGGUGUGACCUUUACGGGAAUUCAAUUUGCACAUCAGCAUCUUCUCAACUGGGGUCUGAAUAUUUGUUCAUUCGUCGAGAAGAUCGGUCUUAUCUACGUGCAAUAUAUGUUUACGAUUCAGAAUUUACUAUGACGUGGUUCGACUUACUUCCGUACACAAACGAAAUCGUCUCGGCGUCCUUCAAUCUAGCGGCCAUGCCAGUAAUUCCCGAUCUGAAAAGCAGAAUCGACUUUGGAGUAAGUCAAAGCUUUGCAAACUGUGGACGUGUGUCAGGGCGACGAUCAAAAAGAGUAACCGAGGAGGAGCGGCCAGGUGGUUUAAUUUUCAACGGCCAAAAUGCGGUCCGAGGUCAACACCCUUGGCAUGCAAGUCUCUCAGUCCAAAUGGUCACCGGGAGUGUUGAAGAUUCUUGUGGGGCGACGCUCAUUUCUAAAAAGGCUCUUGUCACUGCGGCACAUUGCCUCUUCGACAGAGAAGGACUUCCUUUGAGAGCGAGUCAUGUGGAUGUGACGCUCGGAAUGUACAAUCGCUCGUCAAAAGCAAAAGAGAGUUCGCGGCAGACUUUAAGGGCUUCAAAUCUUGUGGUGCACCCCGGCUACAAUCACAGCAGGGGUGAUUUUAAAGACGAUAUCGCUCUCAUCAUUGUCACUGGAGAGGUGCAAUUUUCUGAUUACGUCGCUCCAAUUUGUCUCUGGAACUUUGAUUACGACUUGGACAGAAUUGCAAACAGGACAGGCACGUUGGUCGGCUGGGGUCUGACGUCAAAUUAUACCCAGCCAGACAUUUUGCAGGAGGCGAGCAUAAAAGUCGUUUCGUACAAGCAAUGCUAUGAGAGCAAAAAGCGCUUUUUCUCUCUUUACAUGCGGCCCAGGGAAAACUUUUGCGCUGGAUUUCCACAUAAUCAGACCGGUGCUUGCAACGGAGACAGUGGUGGUGGAUUUUCCCUUUACGACCGCCUCUCCAGACGUCACUUUUUGCGCGGAGUGGUCAGCAUGGGCAAUUUGAAAAAAGUGAUCAAGAAUGACCAAGAGGUCUUGUGGACGUGCAAUCCAAAUUACUACGCCCUGUAUACAGACGUCGUCAAUUAUAUGAGGUCAGGAGGUCGGCCAAUCAGUUGCGUGGAAUCAGCCAAAGUCAUCAAUCAUUUUUUAAUGAUUGGAUGUAAACAAAGAGAAAGAAAUUCAUCUGCAUCAGUGUUGUUGUUGUGUGACUCUAUUGUGUGUUUGGUGUGUGCCUGGUGUGUGCGCGAUCCAAUUUGA
Messenger RNA from Neocloeon triangulifer, 1941 nucleotides. RefSeq names its product transmembrane protease serine 11D-like. NCBI's taxonomy places the organism in Eukaryota, Metazoa, Arthropoda, Insecta, Ephemeroptera, Baetidae. The coding region runs from base 1 to 1941 and encodes 646 amino acids. The transcript is spliced from 13 exons. Gene Ontology annotation, biological process: proteolysis. Gene Ontology annotation, molecular function: serine-type endopeptidase activity. The record is from RefSeq and is a predicted model, not a curated record.